Molecule: messenger RNA, 661 nt
Organism: Loa loa (African eye worm)
Lineage: Eukaryota; Metazoa; Nematoda; Chromadorea; Rhabditida; Onchocercidae
Exons: 3
Coding region: 171-548 (125 amino acids)
Source: RefSeq, a predicted model, not a curated record
UUCAGGACUUCGCUUGAGAACGGCCGUAACUCCGCAUCUAAAUUAACCCACGACAAUAUCGAAAAAAUAAUGUUAAAUGAAAUGAAGCAGUCACGGAAGGUUAUUUGGUGUAAAAAUUAUCAAUUUGAAUCGUGAAUAUAGUCAAAUAAGAACCUAUUCAUCGAUCAAAUAUGGCAUCAGGCGAAGAUGCUCUUCGAGGACAAAUUGUGGAGCUGAAAGAAAAAAUUGCGGAUAUCGAGAAAGAAAUGGCACAAUUACGAAAACGCCGAAGAGCAUACAUAGCAAAAUUGAAACUCAUGGAGAAUCAUCUGGAUGGAUAUCACAUAAAGGGAGGCACCGAACAUACAGAGAGCAGCGAUGAAUCGUUCAGCACUACCGAAUUAUUGGAACUUAGCUUAUCGUCAAUUAGUUCCUCAGUACUUGGUAGCAGCGCAUCGCAUAACGAUAAUGAUAGUGAUCAAAAUGAUUCGGAAAGCAACGUGGAGAGUGGCCUACAUGGCCGCUUUCGCUGUAAAGGGAAGCAGAAAAUUGACGAAAAUGAGGAAUGAGGAACUCUAAAAGUGAUCGAGGGAUUGUACAUCAUUUAAAGAAUUAAAAACUCCGGAAUAACUUCACGAAGUACAACACUUAUCACCGGAAAAAUUAAUCAUUAACUUCUUCU